AUGAGUAAGGACAAAGGCAAGGCAACGGACACGGGCGCCGCGUCCAUGUCCCGAACCGUUAGUUUACUUGCCAACGAUAUGGCUGAUCUCGAGGUUCCCGGAAGCAGUAUUGAGGCGUCCAGCUCCUCGGCUUUUGCGUCCUCGAGUGCUGGUGCGGUGCUGCCCACAGUUGCUGAAGUCCGAAGCUGGGACGUGAACAAGACCAUUGAGCAUCUUGAAGAAACUAUUGAAAAUUUUACAAGGCAAAAUGCUGUGACUUUCAGAAAAAAUAAAAUCGAUGGCUAUGCAUGUCUGGCCAUGACAGUACAAGACUUUUCGAGAUAUGGAGUGGGUGCUGGAUUAGCAACUAGAAUUGCCAACUAUGCCAAAAUGAUAAAGCAAGAGUGUCUCAGUGAAUUGGAUGUUUUAAGCUUAAUUCCACCUGGUGUUACAUAUGUCCACCGAUCAGAUAGAAAUCCAUCUGCUACUACUACAAGAUCUGUAUUCCGCAGAACACCGAUGGAAGUUGUUGAGUGGGAUGAUUUUCUGGAAAAGGUUGCAUCUUACGUGCCAUCUGACAUACCAAUGUACAAAAAGAAGGACUUUGAUGAAAGCUAUCAUGUCUCAACUGAAUCAGAUCUUUAUAGUGCUCUUGAUCAAAAUGUAUAUAAGAUGUUAGAGCUAUUAGCAAGUUCUCGGGAGCGCUUUGGCUCUCACAAUGCAAUUGAAACCAAAGGAGAACCAGAUCGCAUCUUUUACAAUGAUGACCCUCUGUUGCUCCUUGUCAUUGAAGUCAAAACCAAGUACACCCUUCCAAUAAAUGAUGAUAAUGACCUCAUCAGGAAAUUCAACGAGGAUACCCAAGUCUAUGACCAAAAUCUUGCACCAAUAAAUUCCACACUCUAUCAGGUUCAACAAAUAUUUGGGUAUCUUUCCUGUAAUUGCCUUCAAUAUGGGGUUCUCACAACAUACGAACAGACAUGGUUUCUGAAGAGAGAUCUUGGAAAAUUGUAUAUGUCACCUGCUAUCAGGUACAAUGACCAAGACCCAACACUAUUCCAUUGUUAUGCAUGUAUCAUGGAGCUUGCCCGCAGAGAUCAUUCCAAUCCAUCUGCACCUCCUUCGCCAACACAACCAGACAACUCACCUAGCAAUCAUGGUGAUCCUAAUGAUAGUGACCAUAAUUCUCAGAAAAAGUGCAAACGAGGUGGUGACGACUCUUCUGGAAGCAAGCGCAAACAUCGUGAUGGUGGCUCUUCUGAAAGCAAGCAGAAAAAAGGACGUCAGGGCAGCCGAAGGAGUAAGCAAAGUGGUAGACGAGUUAUUACAAGACAACUCUCAACAGGAUUUUCUGUAACUGUUGGAGAAGUGUAUCUACCAGAAUUUGGAUGCCAAGACAUUCUUGGGGAAGGACGUUCUGGAAAGGUGUUUCGGGCUGACUGGCAAGGAGAAACAGUAGCAGUGAAGAUCUGUGACUUGUAUCAACAUCCAGAGUAUGAAGAAGAAGUACUUACAGAGGUUGCAGUGUAUGAUGCCCUCAGAGAUCUGCAAGGACUUUGCAUUCCUCACUUCAAACUUGCUGGGUAUUAUGGUGGAAUAUUCGUGAUUGCAACAGAGAUUGCUGGGUUCCCCUUGGACGUGGAUAAGCUAAGCCAUCACGAGCGCCUGGAAAUACUUGAUAAGUUAUCACUCAUUCACAUGCAUGGCAUCUUGCAUAACGAUAUUCGACGGAGCAACAUUCUUGUCCACCACCUCAAUGAUGGAAUGAAGGUCUGCUUUAUCGAUUUUGCUAUGUCAAAGCGGGGAUGUAAAAAGUCAGAAUUCAAACAUGAAAUGAUCCAAUUGGAGAAGUUGCUUGGUCUGUCGGUAGCAUGUCAAAGUAAGAAAUUGUGCUGCCCCAAACACACCACUGAGGAACAGCCAAGUUCUGGUAUGCCUCAAAAA
Messenger RNA from Paraglomus brasilianum, 1923 nucleotides. Lineage: Eukaryota; Fungi; Glomeromycota; Glomeromycetes; Paraglomerales; Paraglomeraceae. The record is from the annotation of a GenBank genome assembly.